AUGGCUUUUUUAUUUAAAAGAAAUCCCAAGAAUCCUCCAGAAUUAAUAAGAGCAUUAAAUGAUCAAUUAUCAAAAUUAGAUUACACAAAUGAUCCAUCAAGUUAUAAAAAAUAUCAAGAUGAAUCAUCAAGAUAUUUAAAACAAAUAAAAAAUAUAAUAUAUGGAGAUGAUGAAAAUGAACCACAAUUUGAUCAAAUUAAUCAAUUAUUAUCAGAAAUUUUAAUUACAAAUAAUCUUUAUAUUUUAACAAUAAAUUUAAAUAAAUUAGAUUUUGAUUCAAGAAAAGAUGUUAUAAUAAUAUAUUCAACUUUAUUACGACGGAAUUAUAUAACUGGAAUUAAUGGAAAUGGAAAUGGAAUAGGUGGUUUAAAAUCAAUGUUAUCAUCAUCAUCAUCCACCACCUUAUCACAACAAUCACCACCUGUUGUAGAUUAUUUACUACAUAAAAAACCAGAGAUUUUAAAUAUAUUAAUAAGAGGUCCAGAAACACCAGAAAUUGGAUUAGUAUGUGGACAAAUAUUAAGAGAUUGUUGUAAAUUUGAAGAAAUUAAUAAAUAUAUAAUAUAUAAUGAAGCAUUUUGGAAUUUUUUUAAAUAUGUUGAAAAUCCAAUGUUUGAAAUUGCUUGUGAUUCAAUGAUGACAUUAAAUGAUUUAUUAACUAUUCAUAAAAAAAUUAUACCUGAUUUCCUUGUAUUAAAUUAUGAAAAUUUUAUGAAUCACAUUAAUAAUUUAAUAAAAUCAAAUAAUUAUGUAACAAAAAGACAAAUUUCAAAAUUAUUAAAAGACUUGGUUUCUGAAAGAUCGAAUUUACAAUUUUUACAAAAAUAUUGUAAUGAUUAUAAAAAUUUAAAAUAUACAAUGCUUUUAUUAAGUGAAAAACUGAAAAAUUUACAAUUAGAAGGGUUUCAUUUAUUAAAAUAUAUUAUUGCAAAUCCAAAAAGAUUACCAAAAAUAAAUGAAACUCUUAUAAAAAAUAAACAAAAUUUUUCAGAAUUUUUCAAAACUUUUGAUAUUACAAGUUUUCAUGAUUCAAGUUUAAUAGAAGAAAGAAAUUUUAUAAUUCAACAAAUUGAAUUAUUACCUGAUAAAAAUAUAACUCAAUGA
Molecule: messenger RNA, 1104 nt
Organism: Lodderomyces pseudojiufengensis
Lineage: Eukaryota; Fungi; Ascomycota; Pichiomycetes; Serinales; Debaryomycetaceae
Gene: HYM1
Product: Hym1p
Exons: 1
Coding region: 1-1104 (367 amino acids)
Biological process (GO): intracellular signal transduction
Molecular function (GO): protein serine/threonine kinase activator activity
Source: RefSeq, a predicted model, not a curated record